CCGCCGAGACGUCAUUUCCGGCAUCCGUUGUCUCCGCUCGUUGAGUGCGGGCACGCGGCAGCUCAGAACGUUGGAGUAACGGCCUUCCACGCUUCGCCGUCGCCAUGGCAUCCCUGUCGUUAGCUCCUGUGAACAUAUUCAAGGCUGGUGCUGAUGAGGAGAGAGCAGAAACAGCUCGCUUGUCCUCUUUCAUUGGGGCCAUUGCCAUUGGAGACCUUGUCAAAAGCACUUUGGGGCCUAAAGGAAUGGACAAGAUACUUCUGAGUACUGGAAGAGAAGGUACAGUGACCGUAACCAAUGAUGGAGCAACAAUCUUGAAAGCUAUUGGAGUUGACAAUCCUGCAGCCAAGAUUUUAGUCGAUAUGUCCAAAGUUCAGGAUGAUGAAGUUGGUGAUGGAACAACCUCAGUAACGGUUUUAGCAGCUGAAUUGCUAAGGGAGGCAGAACUCUUGAUUGCAAGAAAGAUCCAUCCUCAAACCAUCAUUGCAGGGUGGAGAGACGCCACAAAAGCAGCAAGAGAUGCCUUGGUGAAAUCUGCUGUGGAUCACAGUGAAAAUGAAGAACAGUUUCAUCAAGAUUUGAUGAAUAUUGCAGAGACGACCCUCUCUUCAAAGCUGCUUACUCAUCACAAAGCUCACUUUGCAAAACUUGCAGUGGAUGCUAUCCUCAGGUUGAAGGGCUCUGGUAACCUGGAAGCUAUUCAUGUCAUCAAGAAACUUGGAGGAAGUCUAAUAGAUUCUUAUUUAGACGAAGGUUUUCUCUUAGACAAAAAAAUUGGAGUCAACCAGCCAAAAAGAAUUGAAAAUGCAAAAAUACUUAUUGCAAAUACUGGCAUGGAUACAGAUAAAAUUAAGAUAUUUGGCUCCCGUGUAAGAGUGGAUUCCACAGCAAAGGUAGCAGAAAUAGAACAAGCAGAGAAAGAGAAAAUGAAGGAGAAGGUUGAGCGUAUUCUCAAGCAUGGAAUAAAUUGUUUUAUCAACAGGCAACUUAUUUACAACUACCCAGAACAGAUGUUUGCCGCUGCCGGUGUUAUGGCUAUUGAACAUGCAGAUUUUGCUGGAGUUGAACGUCUGGCUCUCGUUACAGGCGGCGAAAUUGCUUCAACUUUUGAUCAUCCAGAACUAGUAAAGCUAGGAAGCUGUAAGCUGAUUGAAGAAGUAAUGAUUGGUGAAGAUAAACUGAUUCAUUUCUCUGGAGUUGCUAUGGGUGAAGCUUGCACCAUAGUUCUGCGUGGUGCAACACAACAGAUCCUUGAUGAAGCAGAACGAUCACUGCAUGAUGCGCUGUGUGUUCUUGCCCAGACUGUAAAAGAUACCAGGACUGUUUAUGGAGGAGGCUGUUCAGAGAUGCUGAUGGCUAAUGCUGUGAUGGAGCUUGCAAAAAGAACACCGGGCAAAGAAUCAUUAGCAAUGGAGUCAUUUGCUAAGGCCCUGAGUACGCUUCCCACCAUCAUAGCUGAUAAUGCUGGCUAUGACAGUGCGGAUCUAGUUUCUCAACUUCGAGCUGCUCACAUUGAAGGAAAAGCUACAUGUGGACUUGACAUGAGAGAGGGUGCCAUUGCCGACAUGGCCAUUCUGGGAGUUGUUGAAAGCUUUCAAGUGAAACGGCAGGUUUUGCUUAGUGCUGCUGAAGCUGCAGAAGUUAUUCUCCGUGUUGACGACAUUAUUAAAGCAGCUCCAAGGAAACGAGUCCCAGAUCGUUACCCAUGUUGAGUAAUCUGUCGCCAACGUGAACACAUGGACCAGCAGUUUGCAAGACGUUACUUUGCUUGUAACAGAUUACAGAGUAAAGGGCUGUCAUAUCUAGCACUGACAUGCAAUUAGUCUUUUAGUUUAACUUAUAUUGUUUUUCAAGACCAAUUUGUUCUCAAUUGUAUAACGUCAGUAUUUCCCCACCGUCUUCUUUGCGUAGUACUCUGUAAUAAAAGGUUCAUACAUAUA
Anolis sagrei ordinatus is the source of this 1940-nucleotide messenger RNA. RefSeq names its product chaperonin containing TCP1 subunit 2 (gene CCT2). The record is from RefSeq and is a predicted model, not a curated record. Gene Ontology annotation, molecular function: ATP-dependent protein folding chaperone; ATP hydrolysis activity; ATP binding. Lineage: Eukaryota; Metazoa; Chordata; Lepidosauria; Squamata; Anolidae. Gene Ontology annotation, biological process: protein folding. Gene Ontology annotation, cellular component: cytosol; chaperonin-containing T-complex.